This is a messenger RNA of Tilletiopsis washingtonensis, 237 nucleotides long. Its product is annotated as cytochrome C oxidase copper chaperone. Gene Ontology annotation, molecular function: copper ion binding; copper chaperone activity. The transcript has 2 exons. NCBI's taxonomy places the organism in Eukaryota, Fungi, Basidiomycota, Exobasidiomycetes, Entylomatales. Gene Ontology annotation, cellular component: mitochondrial intermembrane space. Gene Ontology annotation, biological process: mitochondrial respiratory chain complex IV assembly. The record is from RefSeq and is a predicted model, not a curated record. The coding region runs from base 1 to 237 and encodes 78 amino acids.
AUGUCUGCGCCGGCUCAGAGCGUGCCGAACCCGCAGACGUCGGCGUCGGCAGUGAACCCGCUGAACCCAAAGGGCAUCAAGCCCUGCUGCGCCUGCCCCGAGACGAAGCAGGCGCGCGACGACUGCUUCCUUCGCUUCGGACACUCGGUGGAGGAGCAUGGCCCCGACGCGCGCAAGUGCGAGGACCUCGUGCGGAGGCAUCGCGAGUGCAUGGCCAGCCUGGGGUUCAAGAUCUAG